Molecule: messenger RNA, 10133 nt
Organism: Talpa occidentalis (Iberian mole)
Lineage: Eukaryota; Metazoa; Chordata; Mammalia; Eulipotyphla; Talpidae
Gene: FAM219B
Product: family with sequence similarity 219 member B
Exons: 5
Coding region: 1-594 (197 amino acids)
Source: RefSeq, a predicted model, not a curated record
AUGGCGACCGCGGAACCCGGUGGGCACGCGGCGCGGGCCUCGGUCCCCGGGCCUCCUCUCGGCGGGGCCACUGACCCGGCGGUGGGGGCUGCCGGUCCGCUCUCCAGGCGAAGCGGCAGCGGAGCCCCCCGGCCAGGAGAGCGGGCCCCGGCAGCUGUGGAGAAGCGGGGGCCGUACAUGCUGACGCGCGCGCCCUCCCUUCAGGCCAAGCUGCAGAAGCACCGGGACCUGGCCAGGGCCGUCCUGCGGAGGAAAGGCAUGCUGGGGGCCCCCCUGCACCGCCCCGAAUCUUCAGGGAAAAGGUCAGUGAAGUUUAACAAGGGCUAUACUGCUCUUAGCCAGAGUCCAGAUGAAAACCUGGUGUCCCUCGACUCUGAUAGUGAUGGGGAGCUGGAAUCCAGAUACUCCUCCGGGUAUUCCUCUGCAGAGCAGGUGAAUCAGGAUGUCAGCCGGCAGCUGCUCCAGGAUGGGUAUCACCUGGAUGAGACUCCAGAUGAUGAGGACUUGGACCUCAUUCCCCCCAAGCCCAUAAACUCAACGUGCUCCUGCUGCUGGUGCUGUCUUGGGGACUCUUCCUCCUGUACCCUCCAGUAGACAUCACCCCCUAAAUGGGCCCUGCUUGCUUUGCCUGCAGAGCCCUGUUGGCCCGGGAGUAGCAAGAGUGUGGCAAGACCUGCUGGCAGCCCCAGAAUCACUGGAGGCACUGACCUGCUGGGCAGGUCACUGACCCCAGAUACCCUGUACCUGGUGCUUUUCAGGCCAGAGGCCUCCCUCUGAAUCAUAGGGUGACAGAUGGGAUGCUGCCCUUUUCUUCUGCUGUCGGCAGUUGGAGAGAUCACUUUAAUAGGGGCAGAAGCAGGGAUUCUUAUGGUGAGGGACAAAACUGGCUAAGAAAUAAUCUUGGCUGGUAUUUGUUGUCCUGCCCUAGAGGGAAAAGGAGAGUUACUGUGCCCAGGCUGUGCUGGUGUCAUAGGGAGGCAGAACAUAGCAGUUUAUGGCUUCUAGCUAAGAAUCUUUGAAAAAGAAUUAUUUGGGACCAGUUCAAGAAAUUCUAUACACUGUCUUCCUCUUGCUAGCUCCAUGAUGGGUCACUUGUUUGACCUUCAAGAGAUGGUAACGCAAGACCCUUUGGCCCUCUUCUGGCUGUAACUGACUAUGGCUAGAGCACGGCAUGUUGCUGGAUGGCACUUCCAGAAUCCCUGGGCCUGGGCUGGCCCAACUUUCUGGGUGGGUCAAAGGACUCUGGGUAGCCUAUCCCUAGAGGUCUGCUCCGCUGUGGAUAUAUUUAUUUAUUUGCCAUUUCUCGGCCACCAUUCUUCACCUUGGUCUUAGCGAGUCCCUCCACACUGUCUUUAAAAGCUAAAUAGUUGGGUGAAGGGACCGAAGCUCCCCAAGACCUGCAGUUCUUGUGGUGACCAGCAGAGGGAGAGGCAGGGCGUAACCAGGGGAUUUCCUAUUUCUUUAGCUUUUUAAACUUGAGAAGUAGCAGUGGGUGAGUGGUACACUGGGGCAGCCCUGCUGCUCUCUUCAGAGGACACUGACAGGAUGGGGAGGAGGAGCCUGAAGACAGCAGACACGGCACCAUGUCCCAUGACCUCGGUGGCACAGCAUUCUUGCUCUGCCUGCCCUCUCUAGAAUUUAGCUUUUCAUUGUUUUGUUUUGCCUCAUGUAGAACCAUGCCGUGGAGACCACAUGAGAAUGGACCGGGCUCCUAGCCUAAUGGGCAUAAUAGUCAGGAUUCGGGAACGUGCCCAGUUUAAUGUCCUAUGACUGUGGAGACAUACGAGGAAUACGUGGACUCUUCUUGCUCUACCCCGUUAAGUCAGAAUUUUAGAUAAGAGGCCUUGUCAUUUGGCAGGUGACUAAGUCAUCCAUCUUGGUGCUUUUCUCGAAUCGUAAAGCGGAGAGGGAUAUAUGGUGUCCGGGAGGCCAUGGCUAACCUUUAUUGUACAAGCUGGCAGCACCACAGGAGGAGGGAGAUGGGACUAACCAGAGGCACCUUAUCUUGGUUCUGCAGAGUCGGGGAUGUGGAUGGUUAUUCUCUGCUGGAAAGGGCUCUGCAACUCCUCACGGUGCUGAGCAUUCCAAACACUUUGUGUGAGUGCCCACAUGGGGCCAGAGCAUCUCUGUCCUGAACCCCUCCCACCUGGGGGCUGUAUCAGGCCUUUGUUUCUGUGGAGGUGGAGAAGUACACUCAAACACAGGGCUUGGAUAUACAACAGGGUAGGGACAGACUGGUGGUAGCGGAGGCCAGAAAGCUUUUGAAGCCAAGUGGGGGCCACAUUUCUGUGGAGAAGUUAAUUAGAACAGAGUAGCCUAAGCACUUGGCAGCUUUUUGGUGUGAGGGUGACAGCAGGAUACAAAGACCAAGCCCCUCUGGGCAGUCACUGCUGUGAAUCCACCCUGGUGUUUCUGGUUGCAGCUGUCCCUGCAGGGCAUGUGCCGGAGCUGGCUGACUGUGGGUGGUCUUACCUUUGUAGAAAAAGCUACAGAGACCUGUAACUAGGGACAGCGUACAGUGAGGCAGGGCAGAAAUGACCAGCGGUUUGGGGCCAGAGGCCAAAAUGCCACCAAUAAAGGCACCAAGGUGCCCAGUGCCUUAAUCAUAGUCCCUGGCUUCUGCAGGUGGCAGUGCCCUGGGCAGAGAGGGUGUAUUUGGCUUAGCUCGCAGAUGGGAGUGGCACCCUAUGGUAUUUAGAGCAUGCCACAGAACUCUUGGCUUAUGCUUCUACACUCUGUAAGUUUAUAAAAAUAAAUACAAAUAUGCAAGUUGAGCCGUCUCUGUGUUACAAUAGGAUUUUUAAGAAAAGUCUAGAUUGUAGUCAUUUCCCUUCUGAAUUCUGAAAUGAAAUGCCUAGUGGUCCUAACUGAUUGUUCCUCCUAGCACCUCCCUUUCUGCUGUUCUGCAGGGCAUCAUUUUCAGGCCUGUUCAAGUGAAGACCAUGGAUAAAAUAGGCUCCGCACUUCUAUUUAGAAUGGGUUCCCUUUAGCAGGCCUAUCUUCCAGGUGAAGAAAAUGUGGAGGCCAAAAAAUGCAGAACACAUUGGCCAGAACUUUUUGGAAGGCAGUUUCCUGGAAUUCUGUUGUACAGGGAGCCUAGUGUGGACAUUAGCUCAGAAAGAUGCUUUUGUGUGAGUCUAGAUCCUUAUCCCACAGGAAGGCAUCGAUAGCCUGGGUCUCUGCUUAGUCUGGGAUGGCAGGAUCCCAAAUUGCUAGUAAGAAACCUCAGUGGCAAAACAGCUGUUAAGCCUCCUGCAGAGGUGUGUUCCGCUUCUAGACGACAGGCACCAGCAGGGUAGAUGCCCUCCUAUGUGCCUCCUGCCAGUUUGGUAAAAGCAGAAAUGUUUUCCUUCACAGUGGGGACCCAAGUGUCCCUUCCCUGUGGAUAAAGGGACUCUAGAAGUGGUUCACAAGCUGCGGUGUAAAGGGCUAGAGUCCAUACUUUCGGCUUUUCAGGCCAUACAUCCCAGCAUAUUUUAAAUUCGCCCUUGUAGCUUGAAAGCCAUGGAUAGUGUGUAAAUGAAUGGAUGUGGCCAGAUCUAGCCUGCUGACCCCUGCCCUAGGACCAGCUCAAACUGGAGGGAAGAAUCGUGCACUUACAGUGCACAUUUUUAGCCCCACCUUCCUCUGUCUCCAGGGCCGGAGGGCCCAAGGCCUGCCUGCUAGCUUUGCAUCUGAGAGCAAUCCCACACUUUCCUAUGAAAGGGCUCUGGGUCCAGCCUGCCCACCCUAGGGACCUGUUUGAUGCAGGAAUGAAGCAAAAAUGGACAUCCUUUCAGCCUCUUCUGGAACUGGAAUGCAAAAGGCUGAGGCUUUUUACCUCACAGCCUGAACACACCGACAGACUUAAUCUUUAAUUGCUUUGACAGAGAAAAGGGUGAUGAUGUCCGCAUUAGUCCACACACCGAACCUCCCUGCUUUGCCGCCGAGUAAACAGGCAGUCCCAGGGCCAGUACCCUGUUCUUAGAAAUGAAUAACCUAGCCGCUUGAUGUAUUUAAUGCCGAGCUAUCACAGAUGUCACCAGCCUGCCUAGUGCUGGAGGCUGGAACAGAGCUGCUGCCUCCUGCAGCACAGGAGCCUGGCUCAGCUGUGGCAGGGAGAGGUGUGACUGAAAAGGAGUGUUAGCCCUUUUUGCUCAUGUGGGCCCUCCGCCCAGAAAUAAGAUGGUUUUGUCUAGGUGAGCUCAGGAGGUGUACCGUCAAGCUUGUUCCUAUACCCCAUCUCUUCUAGGAUGUACCCAAAGAGUCCAGAGCAGUGAAGGUGUUUGGGCUGGGCCAAGAUUUCAGGUGCCUGGCAGAGGACAGUGGAGGCUGAGUCCUCUACAGCAGACAGCAGGCACGGAACAUGAGCAGGUCCUCGGGCAUGGCGAGCUGCAGUGAGACCAUCUCUUUGGCACCAAUGAAGAGCACCCCACCACGCUUCAGGGGGAUUGCCGCUUGAGCUGUGGGAGUGCUCGCUGUCACUGUCCCCUGCACCAGCAAGAGGAUGCUGGCAGAGUCCAGUGCCAAGACCUUGUAUUCAGUGGCAGAGCCAGGGACCUGGACAGAAAGGAAUAAUUGGAUAGUACAGCUCAGACUCUGCCUGUCAGUUGCAAAGGGGUCAAGACAACCCAAAGGCUGUGAGAGGGCGCAUUCCAGCAUUCCGUACCGCCGUCCCACUGCCCGGUCCUUGUCAGCAUGGCAGGAGCAGGCCCCUCCCUUACAGGGUGAGCGUCACAGAAAGGAAUCCCAACCCCAGGCAUACUCUACACUGCGACCCUUGCCAGGGUUCUUCCUGCCACAAGACACCCACCGUGGCCCCUCACUCACCUCCAUCUUCAUGACAGUGAAGUCUGGCACAGGGGGGUCAUAGACAAAGAGGUAGGGGUCUUCCUGACUCCGUGCUGGAGGAAAGAGCCUGUCCUUGCUGGGGCCAGGAGUAUAGCUGAGCAUUUCACACAGCGUCGGCACGUCAAUGAACUUGGGAGUCAGGCCAGCACGCACCGUGUUGUCUGAGCACGCCAUGCACUCCACACAGUCUGGGGGCAAAUGGUGGUAAUAGGUGAAGAUGAUGGAGGCCUUGGAGUUCAGCUGUUGAGAACUGGGCCUCCCAACCUGAGCCCCAUGAACCCCCUGCAGAGCUGGGGGAAAUGUGAACUGCAUUCUGUGGGGGACUGGGCAAAGAGCAGAUAGCAAAGACUGGUACUGGUCAUCUGCUAUUGUCAGGAGGAGUCAGGUUAACCCCCAGGGGAGCCCCAACUUCCCCGGACUGCCUAUUCUACCACAGAAUCCUGUCCGUGAGCAGAUAAGCAGCCAACAAUCAAAAUGUGUGUCCUGUGGCGGCGUGUUUAGUGUAGGGAUCUCUGGCUAGUUAGGACAGACAAGGCAGUGUGAUGCAGGGGAGCAGCAGCCUAAUCCAGUAGAGCCUGGGUGCAAAUUGUGCUCCCCACACUUACAGACAGGGCUCAGCCUCAGUGCGCCAGGACUUCCCAGGGCUGGUGUGAAGCCUCAGCGGUGUCCAACCCACGCUGCCAUUCGCAUCCCUGCUCUCCCCAGCAACCCUGGGAGGUCAGAGCUGAAGGGUCCUUAGAGAAGGUCUCGACCACUCUCUUUCCCCCCGUCCCAUGGGGAAACAAGGCCCGGGGGGCUGGGGGGUUUAACUGCUGAAAUGCAGCUCACCUCCUUUCAGGUAGGCGUGGGGCACGUUGGCCUCCAGAAACAUGGCCUCCCCUGGCUUCAGGCUAAGCAGGUUCAGGAAGUAGAUGGCAAAGCACCCGAUAUCACCUGGAUACUGCUGGUGCAGCUGCAGCAAGAGCUCCCCAUAGACAUCCUCCAUGUUGUUUCUGGCAGCCACUGAGGGUCACAGAACACCCGAGGGCACUUAGAAACAGUGGUGUUCACAGCCCCAUCCUGGUCAGGGAGGCAUGCAGAAGGAGUCCAGGAAGCGGUGGGACUGUCCUAGCCACACCCCCAGCUCAGGGGUGGCCAGCCUUCCUGGAAACGCAGGUGCCAUCUCCCCAUCCCGAUCACCUCGGUGCCCAUUGCAGCACCAGACACGAGAGAGGGCUUCUGCAGUGUUUCUCAACCUCAGCACUCCUGGACACUCCCCAGGAGACCUCGCUAGCACCCCCAACCCAGGUUUGACAACCAAAAAUAUCUCCAGACAAUUGCCAGUGUCCCUGGCUAAGAACCAGUGAUCUAGCAGCUCAAGAUGUAAUUAGGGGGGCCUCCCUGGUGGCACAAGGGCUUAAGAUGCAACCUAUAAAGCUAUCUGCAGCCAUUGCAGCAUGAGUUCAAUCCCUAGCCAGGGAGCUACCCACAUGGCACAGCAGACUUCUCCUGACUUGCUGGCUGCUCCCCUCAGCAGUGCAUUUCAGUCAUUCCUCCUGUUCCAUCUCUGGUGAAUCCUCUCACCUCCUGCACCUCUGGCCUGUACCCCAGUUCUUGUAUACAUAAAUAAAUACAUCUUAAAAAAAAAGAUGUAAUUAGGGAGCUAAUCCAGAGUUCCAUGUAGGGUGUCUAACUGUUCCAGUUAGCCCAGCCUUUCCCUUUAGUAGCUCUGAAAGUACUGUGUCUCAGAAGAUCUCUCAGUCCCAGGCUUACAGGGAUGGCUGUUCACCCCAGAUAGUAUGAGGCAGAAUGCACCAAAAUGUGUCCUGAAGACUGACCAGGAGAAGGAGCUCAGCUGGGCUAGCGUGGGGAGGAAAGGCUUGUUGGAAGUGGGGGCAAGGAAGGGAGGCAUGAGCUGAGUCCUCUUGAGUUUGCAGAGGAGGCGGGACCAGGUUUGUAAACAAAAUGAGACAUCAGCUGGUCUGGAUUGCAGGGCUGCCCUCCAGAGGCUGAAUGCUGAAAGCUCAAAGAGCCAGGUUCCAGGCUGGGGAGGCCCGGCUUUAAAGGUGCGUGUGUGAUGCUACGGAGUCAGAGCUACACAUGAUAUACAACCAGAUGUGACGGGAGCUCCCAGCAGUAGUCAGUUCUGCUGUGAAGAAGGAGAGGCAUGCAAGCAGAGAAAACACCAAAACAAAGAAAACACAGGGUACCCUUGAGUAAAAUAAAUAGCCCCUUGGGGCUCAAAGGAAGAAAUGUAUAGAGAAAGCAGCAGGACAACAGGCAGUCACCUGUAGAAGGGGCUGGGCCUGAUGACGGGCCACAUCAGCUCAUGGCUGAGAGUCACUGCUGGGAUUGACUUCCCAGCCCAAAGGUGACAUGACCACGCCCAUCGCAGUCCUGUCCAGAGGUCUUAGCACAGGGUUGGGCACGUAGCAGGGAGCUCUGGGCAUCAGGCUUUUGGAGAAGAGGAUCCCCUCCCUGCUCUCUAGCCCCCAAGUGCAAAUUCAUCCAUUGGAGCCACCAUGGGGCUGGGGAAGUCUCAGGAAGCUCGGGUGAAAGACAUCCUGAAGCUUCUAGGCCAGUCUGCCUCCCACCAAGCAGAGAAGACAGCUGGUUAGGAAGCAGCCUUCAACCUAGAGCCCUGCUCCAGAGACUGGGAAAGAAGCAUGAAGUCACUGACAGGCCACCUAAGUUGGGCUCAAGUGGAACCUGAGCAAAGGGGUGGAGAACCCUGUCCCCACAGCCUAUGUCUGUUCUGGGGGCCCAGAACACAGCCCUGCACGCCACCUAUAUCACACCCACCUUCCUGGGAGAUCCGCUUCACCAGCAUGUUGAGCUGCUGCACUACCACCUUCUUCUCACUCUUCAUUAGGUGGGAGAAACAGUUUUGCAGAGCAGAGGCCACGGCCUGGGAGUCACGGCUCAUGCUCUGCUUCAGCUGUGUUGCCGCAUUUUCUCCAAUCAGGAACUGUAACUCGGGCACCUCUGCAGGAAGGCCAGGCCCGUAUCAGGAAUGGCAAAGUGGCAUCCCCUGAGGUGGGGAGCUGGAGGAAACCUCCCAUGCCAUCCCUAACCAAGGAGCCAGGCAAUACCAUGCAAACUUUGCAGUCAAAAUCGACCACUCACCACCAGCCCUUGGCAACCAAUCACACCUGAGCCUGGUCUCACAGGCCUGCCCAGAGGCUCCAGAAUUCCUGAGGUCCACCAGCCCCUCAGUUCCUGGGACUUUCGGCCUUGGCUCUCUGCUCCUGUUCAGCUGUGCCCUGGGUCCCCAUGUAGCCCAGGCCCAAUGCGCAUGCUCUCAGCAUUUUGCCCAACCUUACUCGUCAGAAAGGUCACAAUCUCCUCAACUGGCCGGAAGCCACAUAAGCCCUGGAAGGAGGUGAGGGCAAUGGCCAUCUCUGGCUUAUGAUUGGCAUCAGGGUAGUGCUGUGGAGCUUGGAGGUGCAGCUUCUCUGCCAGCUCCUAUAGGGUGGCCAGGGGAAGAGGAAGAGAGUCUUGGUACAGCCAUCACCAAGCAGGACACCAGUCCCACCUUGCCCUCGCUUUUUGCCCUGCCCAGUUGCCAAACAGCCAAACAAUAGGUUCCUGCAUCUGGCAACAAGCCCAGUCAAAACAAAGACUCUGAAACUCAGUCUUUCAGCUGAUAGGGAAGGGACAGGGGCCAAAUCUGGGUGUUAGCUGGGUAGACUUCAGGACUGUGAAUCAGAGACUCUAAAUACCAAGCCAGCCUCUGACAUUAAGCUAUGUGACUGUGGGCAAAUCCCUCUCUUCUCUGGGUCUUAACCUACCCAUCUAGAAAAGAGUUUGGAUAGACCAGUGUGUGGCUGUGACUCAGUGCCUUGUGCACAAAGACUCUUGGGAUAGAGCCAGGUACCUGCUCUGCCCUGGAAGGUGAACUCUCCCAGAGACAGGUGGGGAAAUGGCAGAUAUGAAUAGUCCUGGACUGGGAGAGGAGAGCCUAGGCUCAAGCUCCCAGGAACCAGCUUGGGGAAGCUCCCCUGGCACAGGCUGGUCAGCUAUCCACUCAGACAUAGCUGCCAGCAUGCGUCACCAGCAUCUGGCCUCGUGGAGCUAAAUUGGGAGUUGUCAGGCCUGAAUUUAGCUUUGGGCUGGAACCUGGCAUGGAUUGGGGUAAAAGCAGCAGUAAAAAUUGUGGGAGGGCCUUGACAUAAGCUCUUCUCUUCUCUUCCCUGGUGUCUGGGCCCCACUCUGAUUCUGUACCUUAUUGGGGUGUGCCUGGAUGGACAGGGCUGUUUCAACUGAGAGCACUUUGAAGAGGAAGGGCAGCUUGCCAUUAAAGGUGUCCUUGACCUUUGAGCCUAAGCAGUCCUGGUUUUCAUCAAUCCACUGGCCUAGGGUUUUCUGGGAGAUGCGGUUGUCAAGGAUCUUGGCAUCUCCCCGGGGGUGGGUUCCCAUCCACAGCUGAAAAAACAGGAAACUUGGGAGAGAAGAAUCUGCACAAGCAGUUGGCCUGCCCCCAAGACAGGGUCUAAACACUGCCAUUUAGACAUAGAAGGAGGUAGUGGCCCCAGACAAUGUGGAGCCAUGUCCUGGUUCUCCUCUAACUAGUUGUGGAAUCUUGGGCCAGUUAUAUUCUGUCUCAAGGAUUCAAUUUCCCUAAUGAGAAUCCAGCUUGCUCUGUGAUUUGAGAGCUGCGACUCUCAAAUGGCUGCAGGAGAGAUUAAUAUCCACUUAACAGUUUCAGAAAUAGAGGCUUUUUUUGGCUUUACUAGAUAGGCAGAAGGAACAAAUGGCAUAGUUAUUUAAAAUGUGAAAGUAAACUGUUUUAAUUAUCAAAGAGGGCUAAACUAGAAUUCAGCAAAUGCCGAUAGUUCUUGGGGGGUAGGAAGGUAGGAGAAAUCCCAAGCUCUAAUGACAACACCCCUCUUCUUGUGGGGCCACUGUCUGGGGCCAUCAGCAGGCCUCCUCCUAUCCCAGCUGACCCUAUGACUUGCUCCCCUGAGUGGAGGAGUCCUUAGGUCUCACCAGCUGGUAAGGUGGGUUGAAAAAAGCCCGGGUCUCACCUCUGCAUAGGGCUUGUCUUCUGAGAUCCGGACCUGUGGGUCGCUGCUGGCCAGCAGACGUGCCACCUCGCUGCUGGAACCCUUCUUCCCCCAGCCAUACUGCUGCACCGCAGGGGCAAGUGGGAACACUGGGGGCACAGACAGAGCAUCAUUUUCCACCCACUCCUCGGGCCUGACGCUCCUGUGCCGGGGAGCCCAGCCAUGAAUUGCUCCGGGGCAGAGUCAAAGGAGCUUGUGGGGUGUCGGUUGCGCCCCUUCUCUGCUGGUCUCGGUGUCCCCAUCUGCAGCGCGGCAGCC